Molecule: messenger RNA, 4123 nt
Organism: Synchiropus splendidus (mandarinfish)
Lineage: Eukaryota; Metazoa; Chordata; Actinopteri; Syngnathiformes; Callionymidae
Gene: pcdh12
Product: protocadherin 12
Exons: 4
Coding region: 517-3891 (1124 amino acids)
Biological process (GO): homophilic cell-cell adhesion
Cellular component (GO): plasma membrane
Molecular function (GO): calcium ion binding
Source: RefSeq, a predicted model, not a curated record
UGCGCACACACAUACACUCACACACCAUCCAGGGUUCUGGGUAGAAGACAGACCCAAAACUGAAGUUGGACUGUGCGAGCAGAGAGGAGUACAGAGAAUGAAAGCAGGACACCUGAGGGGGACUGUGGUUCUGGUCCAGACACCAGGUGAGAGGCAAGACUCUGACAGGGGGGGAACGGUGGUGUCACAUUUCUUUAAAAACACUGGAUGGAUUUCCUCGGGGCGACAGGGAGAUGAAGAGGGAGAGGGGGUUUCCUCUGAGUGGCCCGCCUCCUGCUUUCUGAUUGGCCAGCGCCACUUGCUGGUGGCAUCAGAGAUCUGGACCUCUUCAGUCAGUACAUGCAACAGACCAGGACAGGCUCACAGACAUGGUCUUCACGGAGAAGGUCUUUAUGGUCAUAGCACGACCCACGUUUGUUUGGAUCUAAUCUUUCUCAAUUUGGGAUAUGGGCCUGAUUCCAGAACAAGUUUGACUCUGAUUUGUUGUUCUGGUUGGGAUCACUACCGGACUUCAUAAUGCUGCUGGCUCCGGUCCUGGUUCUAACCAUUGUCUACGGGUGUCUUUCCUCUGAGCCGUCUUCAUUAAUGAUCAGGUACAGGGUCUGGGAAGAGCAGCCAGACGGAACCCGACUGGGUUGUUUGCUAGAUGACCUGCGACGAAGUGGUGAGACCCGGGUUCUUGAGAACUUCCAGGUGGUGGAACAUGGAAAAUCCCUGCCCUUCUCUGUCAGCAGCCGUGAUGGCGUCGUGGCCACACAAGGUCGACUGGACCGGGAGGAGCUCUGCCGAGACUUGGACUUGUGCGAGGUGUCCUUCAGCGUCCUCUACAGGAAGAGCGGGGCAGUGGACUGUCUGAAGGUUCGAGUUGAGGUGAUGGACUUGAAUGACCACAGUCCCAGCUUCCCUGGUCCUUUGCAGGACGUAGAGAUCUCAGAGUCCGCCAUUCUUCGGAUGCGGAUGCCACUAGAUCGAGCUGUAGAUCAAGAUGUUGGACCCAACGGCCUCCAGACUUAUUCCCUGUCGCUUAAUCAGCACUUUGCCCUGGAUGUGACUGGGGGUCCAGGCAACACCAAACUACCAGAGCUGGUGGUCAUCAGAGAACUGGACAGGGAGGUCCAAAGCUCCUUUAACCUCACACUAGUCGCCUGGGACAAAGGGAAUCCCCCCAAAUCUGGCAGCACAUUAGUCCGAGUAAAUAUUCAGGACUCAAAUGACAACAGUCCCAUAUUUGAGGACAGCAGUCCCACUGUGGAACUUCCAGAAGACACUGCUCGAGGGACAACCAUCAUCAACCUGAGAGCCACGGACCCAGACCAGGGCGCCAAUGGGGAGGUGGAGUACUCACUCGGAAGACACACACGCCCAGAUGUCCAAAAGCUCUUCUUUGUGGACUCUCGAACUGGCUCUGUGAGUCUCCGAGCCCCUAUGGAUUAUGAGGCCAGACCGUCCUAUGAGGUUGUGGUUCAGGCCCGGGACCGCGGGCCCAAUGCCAUUCCCUCCCACUGCAAAUUGCACAUCAAGGUCACAGAUGUCAAUGACAAUGCUCCACGGAUUCACGUCACGCCCAAGUCCCGUGUAGCCACGGUCCUGGAGGGUGUGCAGAGAGACACGUACCUGGCACUGGUCAUGGUGUCGGACGCAGAUUCGGGAGAGAAUGGAAGAGUUCGGGCAGAGAUACAGCAAGGGUCCGGCCCAUUCCGUCUGAAGCAGAUCCACAAGGACAACUACAUGAUCAUGACCAAUGGCAGUCUGGACCGAGAACAAGUAACAAGGUACAACAUCACGCUGCUUGCCUAUGACCAUGGUGACCCCCCACUCGUGGGCAUCAAGCACCUGCUGGUCGAGGUUCUGGACGAGAAUGACAAUGCGCCCGUCUUCUCAUCCUCAGUCUACAAAGCUUCACUCAGAGAGAACAACCAUGCCAACUUCCCUAUUCUUAAAGUCGAGGCCACAGAUCUAGAUCUGGAGCUCAGUGGUCGAGUCUCCUUUUUCAUCCACAAUUCCACAAACAGGAAGUUCUCUGUGCAUCCGACCAGCGGCAUGGUGACUGUCACUAGUCCUCUGGACUACGAAGAGGCUAGCUUCUACUCCUUCACUGUUGUGGCAGUCGAUAAUGGGCACCCACCGCUAACAUCGACUGCUACAGUCCAGGUUCACAUCCAGGACGUGAACGACAACUCCCCAGUCAUCACAGAUCCGGAACCCAGGAGGGACGUAGUUUCUUUGAGUGUCCCAGUCAACCUGGGCAGAGGCGACAUUGUGACAGAGAUGGAUAACCACAUUGAGGGUGUGCAGACUCAUUAUGGCCCCCAAGCAAAUGGAUUUCUAGCAAUGACUAUUAAGGCAGAGGACGCAGAUUCAGCCGAGAAUGGACAAAUCCGGUUCAGGAUCCAAGACUCUUCGGGGCUGUUGUGGGUGGACCCGGUUACUGGACAGGUCUUUGUGAACACCACUAAUGCUACCGAACUUGUCGGAAGGACCCUCCAGGCCCAUCUGAUUGUCACCGACAUGGGGACCCCACCCCUGGUCACCAAGGCAAGACUGGAAGUGUCUUUCAUUAACCUGAGGGACCAUCUGAGAAACUCCUCUCCGGGAACUCGUGGAGACUUCAGCUUCACCAUGAUGUUGGCCAUCUGUCUUGGCACCACCUGCCUGCUGCUGCUGCUGGCCAUCGCCCUUGUAACUACUUUCUGCCGCAGUGAGAAGAGGGACAACCGGGCAUACAACUGCCGCCAGGCUGAGUCUAUGUAUACGCAACAUCCUAAGCGGCCACAGAAGACCAUCAGAAAGUCCGACAUACAUCUUAUUCCAGUUAUUCAGCGUCGAAGAGAUGAGCCACCUGUGGCUAGCACAGAGUGUCAGUCCCUCACUGCACCUCCUGCGACGUUAGAAGACCAUCAGACUGAGACAAGAACCUUUGAGUUGCUGACGCCCCAUCAGGGGCAGUCGAGAACUGUCUGGAGACCAGGAAAGUGUGACGGGAUUUUGUCUCACGAAAUUUCCUAUCCAACCACCUCCUCAUCAGGGUCCCACUCCAGCACCACAGAGGCUGGCGGGAGCAAAGGAGUGCUACUGGCUUCAGAGACGACUUUCAAAGACACAGAUGGCCUCAGUGGUCCAGAGGCGGAGCACCGCAGGAUCCUCCAGAACCUGGCCCGCCUGUCGGUGGCAGUGUUAAGCGAUUCCAUGGAGUUCUCUUCCACCUCACCUGAAGUUCAGCAGAUCUCCCAGCUCCUCUCGCUCCUCCACCAGGGUCGGUUCCAGCCACGGACAAACUUCCGUGGGAACAAGUAUUCCCAUCGCUCCGGCAGGCUUACAGGCCAGGAGUGCUCUGAUUGGUUGAGCACAAAGGACAGUGGUCAUGGAGAGAGUGAAGCUGGAGACGAGUGGGAGUCUCCCACAGACUUGCUGCAGGAGGAUCUGGAUACUCCAGGUAUUCCGCUGUCUGUCGUACAUGCAGUUGAAAUCCACUCAUCCGAUUCUUCGCCAGCAGAGAGCCUCCUCACAAGCGCGCCCAACUGGAUGUCUCGCAUGUCACUUCCUCUGUCAUGCGACUACCACGACAACGUGUUUGUUCCGAACGACCCUCCGUCCACCGACAGUGAGCUCCUGCCGAGAGACGUGCUCGACUCCUCGUCCUUCUCCACGUUCGGCAAAGCCCCGGAGAAGGCAGGGCCAUUAAGUGGUGCCAUGCUGUCAGAGGUCAGCACGCUGUUUGAGAUGCUGAUGGCGCAGAAGGCCGACACUCAUCCUGGCCCGCGACCUGACGUCCUCUACCGACUGUCUGCGGCGUACCAACGGUCUCUCGGCACAGACACCCCGGGGAGGAAUUCCGAGGGUACAGAGAAGAGGGGUGCAAGCUCUGCCCACAUGCAAACUCAAGCUAUUUGAUUGACCAAUCAUACUGGACCAAGCAGUGGUCCCACCAGUGGCUUUUAUUUUUGAAGAUGAUGUGCUGACCUGAAUACAGGCUCCGUAGAGACCCCCUAUUGUCUCGGAGUGGAAGCGCAGCAGAUGACUCAAAGUGGCUGGUGACCACUGCUGACCUCCAGUGGGAAAAGUUUCGACCGGAACAUGUGCCUUUGUCAUUCAUAUGUUGUUUCUGUUUGUAUCUUCCUCAGUA